AUGGACAUGUGGGGCCCAGCCCGCGUCCGUGGUCAGGGUCAGGAGAGGUACUUCCUGAUAGUUGUUGACGACUACUCGCGCUACACCUCGGUCUUCCCCUUGCGCACCAAGGACAGAGGUGGUGAGUUCUCCUCCGACCUCUUGGCAGCCUACUGUGCUGAGCACGGCAUUGAGCUGUCAUUAACGCUUCCGGCUUCUCCACAGCAGAAUGGGGUUGCGGAGCGCCGUAUUGGCCUGGUCAUGGAGGUCGCCCGUACCUCCUUGAUCCAUGCGGCUGCCCCCCACUUUCUGUGGCCGUUUGCGGUCCGGUACGCUGCGCAUCAGCUCAACCUCUGGCCCCGUGUCUCCUUGCCGGAGACCUCGCCCACGCUGCUGUGGACGGGGGAGGUUGGCGAUGCGUCGCGUUUCCGGGUCUGGGGGUCUCGAGCUUUUGUCCGCGAUAUGUCUGCGGACAAGCUCUCCUCCCGUGCUGUUCCCUACGUCUUCCUCGGCUUUGUCCCGGACGCGUCUGGUUGGCAGUUUUACCACGCCACCUCGCGCCGAGUCUUGCCCUCCCAGGACGUCACUUUUGACGAGUCCGUCCCCUACUACCGCCUCUUCCCCUACCGCACUGCCCCGCUCCCCCCCCCGCCUCUCUUCCUCGCGCCAGGUGCUGCUGUUGCAGACCCCCUCCCCCCUCAGGGUGCCGCUCCCUCAGGUGUGUCUCAGGUAGACCUGGUUGAGCCUGUUGAGGUAGCUGUCGACUCUCGUCCUGCUGGGGGUGCUCAGCCUGGGGGUGCUGAGCCUGGGGGUGUGGAGCCUGGGGGUGUGGAGCCUGGGGGUGUGGAGCCUGGGGGUGUGGAGCCUGGGGGUGUGGAGCUUGAGGGUGCUGAGCUUGGGGGUGUGGAGCCUCGUGGUGCUGAGCUGCGGAGUCUGGAGUCUGGGGGUUCUGAGUCUGGAGGUACUAGGCCUGGGAGUCCUGCACCUGGAGGAGCCCUCUCCUCGGAGCAGCUGCGUGCGUGGUACUUAGAGUACUGCAGCCUCCGGAGAGGUACCGCUCGAGCCGGACGUACUACUGGGACUGGUGCUAGUGCUUCUUCUCCCGUUCGGGAGCUCCCCUCCCGCGAGCGGAUCCGUGAGUGGUACGAGCGGCGCUGCACUCUUCGGAGUGGCGUGCCUCGUGUUACGGACCCCGCUGCUGUUGGAGCUGCUGCUGGUGCUGAGGACCCGGGCGUUGGAGCUGCUGCUGGUGCUGAGGACCCGGGCGUUGGAGCUGCUGCUGGUGCUGAGGACCCGGGCGUUGGAGCUGCUGCUGGUGCUGAGGACCCGGGCGUUGGAGCCGCUGCUGGUGGUGAGGACCCGGUCGUUGGAGCUGCUGCUGGUGCUGAGGACCCACGCGUUGGAGCUGCCGCUGGUGCUGUUGGUGUAAGGGCCUAA
This is a messenger RNA of Closterium sp. NIES-65, 1416 nucleotides long. The record is from the annotation of a GenBank genome assembly. NCBI's taxonomy places the organism in Eukaryota, Viridiplantae, Streptophyta, Zygnematophyceae, Desmidiales, Closteriaceae.